Messenger RNA from Rana temporaria (common frog), 4700 nucleotides. RefSeq names its product transmembrane protein 132D (gene TMEM132D). NCBI's taxonomy places the organism in Eukaryota, Metazoa, Chordata, Amphibia, Anura, Ranidae. The transcript is spliced from 9 exons. The coding region runs from base 356 to 3634 and encodes 1092 amino acids. The record is from RefSeq and is a predicted model, not a curated record.
GAUGGGCUGUGCAGCACACGAGGAAACUUUCAGCGUGUAAUACUAAUACAUGUGAACACCGGGGCUCCUCCACUACUAGGACUGCCAGAGGAUGAGAAGACAUCUGCUCCUGCCCGUCCACCCCUGGCAGCACACUGGAUGCCCAUCUUCUCUCUAACAAGGAAGGAUCAGCAUCCAAUCUGCAGGUUGUUGCGCUGAGUUUCUCAGAUCUCCAGUAAUAGAAGAGAUGAGAGGGAUACAUGAGAAGGAACACCUAAUGUGACUUUGAUGAGUGCCCUGAUGAAAUGGCUCUGAAUGGUUUCUUUGGCUGGUUUUCUUAAAGUGUCAGGAGCAGCAAGUGACACAGGAUCCGAGGAUGCAGAGAUCGGCUGCAAGGAAUAUGUUGCAGAUGUCAUCUCUAGUGAUGAUCAGCUUGGCAGCAGCGUUUUCCAGAGCGACGGAGAGCCGUGGGAUAAUAGACAGUGUACAGAGGUUUUCCUUGCUUCCAACCUACCUACCAGUGACUUACACUAUUCAUCAGAGUGAUGUUUUCUUCUUCCUAAAGGAAGCCAACCAGGAUAUCAUGAGAAAUUCCAGCCUGCAGACACGAGUUGAGUCUUUUCUCAUUUAUAAAGCCAAAAAACAACCUGUCAUGAAUGCCACAUAUGGACCAUUUUUUGUUGAACAAGAAGUGCCACAAGAUUUACUUUUUAUUCCCAAUAAUUUUGGAUUUACAGACAAAUUUACAUUUAAUUGGAAGAUCAAAGCAUAUAUCUUGAAGGAUAAAAUUUUUCAGACUAAACCCAAAGUUCAGAUAUUGUUUUAUAUUGUGGGGAGAGACUGGGAUGAUUACAGCACUGCAGAGAGACUUCCAUGUGUUAAGGUGUUUGCUUUUCGGGAAACUAGGGAAGUAAAGGGCACUUGCAAAUUGACAAGUGAUAUAGGGUUGUGUGUUGCUGAACUGGAGCUGCUUGCAGGCUGGUUUGAUCCACCUACAGUUGUCGCCGGCCAUAAAAGAAUGUUAGAGCAAACUGAUGGUAGCCCUGUGGAAUUGUACUAUGCCAUUCAGCCAAGUGAUGAGAAGGGAGAGUGUGUGAAGGAAGACACCAAGAAAAGUACCAGUCGGUCAUUUCACAGUUACAUGGAUGAUACUGGUCCACCGUUACAGAGAAUUGGAAGUGUUUAUCUUUAUCAAGCCCUCAGUAGGAACUCUUCCAUUGAAGUACAGAUUGAUGGUAAUUUGGCUAUCCGAUCCUUAUCACGGAAUAUGAGAAUUGGAGAUAUUCUAACAUAUUUUGUGUUUGCCUCUAAAAAUUUUACACAAGCCAAAUUCAAACUAAGGGCUAAACUUACAGAAGGUGUCAGUACAUUUGGUAUAAGGACCAGCUCACAUUUAUGGGAUGUUAAAGAAAACAUGGAUUUUCCAGGGCGGCUGUCUCCUGUUAUCAUUGAUUGCCAGAGGAAAUAUCCUAUUUCAGAAAACAGCAUAGGAGAAAACUUUUAUGAAAUUUUCCAGAUAGACUUCAGGAUUGGCAGUGCAACAGACCCAUCAGGAAUCCAAAUAAUCACCUGGCAAGUGGAAUACCCUGCGCAGACUGUUUCAGAACUUGGAGUAUCCAAAGUAUUCGUCAGCGAAAGAGACAUUGUGGCUGUUAUACCACUUGCAAUGGAAUCAGAGAUUCUAAACACUGCCAUCCUGACUGGGAAAACAGUAGCAGUCCCUGUUAAGACUGUAAGUGUAGACAGCAGAAGCUCAGUGACUGAUAUUUCUGAUGCGGUAGAAUGCAGAUCAUCUGAUGAAGAUGUGCUAAAGAUUUCGGAACGAUGUGACUAUGUCUUUGUAAAUGGAAAAGAAAUGAAAGGAAAGGUUAAUGCCAUUGUGAAUUUCACGUAUCAACAUUUUAAAGCCUCACUGGAAAUGACAGUAUGGGUGCCACGGCUCCCCCUGCUGAUAGAUGUGUCUGACACGGAAUUAAAUCAGAUCAAAGGUUGGAGGGUUCCUAUUACAAAUAAGAGACCAGCAAGGGACAGUGAAGAUGAAGACGAUGAUGAUAAAAAGGGUAAAGGUUGUACUUUACAAUAUCAACAUGCCUUAUUGAGAGUCCUCACACAGUUCAUUGCCGAAUCUCCUGACAUACCUGGACAGCUGAAUUACCUGCUAGGAUCUGAUUGGCAGGCGGACAUAACUGAUCUAAUUAGUGAAUUUAUCCAAAUGGAUGAACCAAAAGUUCUAAGAAUUCAAGGUCAGAUGCUGAUUGGGCAGGAAGCUGGUAUGACAACUUUACAGAUCCUGUCCCCUCUUUCGGAUGCCAUCCUAGCCGAGAAGACGGUGAUCGUCGUAGAUGAGAAAGUGACAGUCACAGAUUUAGGAAUUCAAGUAGUGACAGGAUUGUCACUAUCUCUUCAGCUCAGCCCGGGGAGCAACAGAGCAAUCUAUGCAACUACCACAGCACACGAGCACUUUAAUUCUCCAAAACAGGAAGUAGAGAUCAGUUGCUGGAUCCAGUUUAGCGAUGGUACAGUGACUCCUUUAGAUUUUUACGAUCCUAAAGACUUUUCAUUAAGUGUGACAUCAUUGGAUGAAAAGGUUUUCACUGUUUCUCAAGAUGCCAAAUCAAAAUGGCCAAUUUUCUCAGCCAUUGCAGAAGGCCAGGGAGCGCUGGUCAAGGUGGAACUCAUGAUAAGUGAGUUUUGUCAAAAGUCAAAACGAAAGAGCAUCCUCACUGUUGGAUUUGGACACAUAAAAGUCAAAUUUGGGCAGGACGCUAAAAAUGACAGCAGAAAUGUACAUUAUAGGGAUCGCUUUGAAACCCACUACAUUGGCAGAAGACAGAAGAUUUCACUAGAAGGUUUGAGACCAGAUGGUGCAUAUUUUGGCACUCCGUCAAUAGAAAGAGAUGUUAUGGUCAUGAACAGGGCUACAACUGACAGAACUCAAUUUAACAAAAAAAGAGAACGGGAUAGCCUUUUGGAUGACGAUAGUCAACUCACCAACAUCCCCAUGGAUUUUACCAGUUUUCCUGUACAGGUUGAUGUACCAAGUAAUAAUGGUGAUACAGAAGAAAAUGAUCUCGUGCACAAUUCACGAGGUCUGAGUGAUCUGGAAAUUGGAAUGUAUGCAUUGUUGGGUGUCUUCUGCCUGGCCAUACUUGUAUUCCUUAUAAAUUGUGUGACAUUUGCAUUGAAGUAUAGGCACAAACAGGUCCCAGUAGAUGAGCAAGAAACAAUGACUCAUGCACACGACUGGGUUGGUCUUACAAAUCGGACAGAGAUUUUGGAAAACAAUAUUAACUUUCCUUUGCAGCCAGAAGAGUGCAUAACGGCAGUAGACAGAGGAGUUAAUGUUACAGAAAGCAAAUACCUUCUUACUUCAAACCCACCCAAAACUGUUAAUGGACAGACAUAUAGAUCUGCAGAGACUUCAUUCAAUGAAGUGAAGGAACAAAGGGGGGAGUCUGCUGCCUCGCCUACCUCCAAAAGGAAACGUGUAAAAUUUACCACGUUUAGCAAUAUCCCUAUUGAAGAUGGAUGCCCUAACAUCAACCCCAUGUUAGUGAACAAUGAGGAUGAUAUAAAAUGGGUGUGCCAAGACUUAGACAUGGGAGAUUGCAAAGAGCUUAGAAACUAUAUGGAAAGGUUACAUGAAAAUGUAUGAACACAGACAAGACUAUUAAGGUGAAAACUUACUUGGAGCCCUUAAAAUACUGCUUUUUUCAACCACUAUCUUGCUCCACAGUUACUAUAUAAGAUGAAAUGAUGGAUUCAUGCACAAACGUUUUUUAUAUAGACUUGUACAGGGUAGAAAACAUCUAAUGUAAUGCAAAUGCUGGUUAAAAUAAACAGUUAUGUAUUGUAUGUAAUGUGUCACGCAUAUAGUGGAUAUAGCAAUGAUUAUAAAUAAUGGGGAGCAUACUACUUAAUACUUACAUAAAGAGAGAAUGCAAAAGAAUGCAGAGGCAACCAGAUUCCCUACAUUGUACAUUUAGGCUUGUUAAGUACAUGAGAAGUGCAUUGAUUAUGUGCAAAACGCGAUAACCAAAAUUAGCCAAUCAGAAUUCAUCCUCAUUGAUCUGGCUACAGUAAAUGGAAAACGUAAUGAAUGCUGUGAUUUACUGUAUGUUGCCCAUAGCCAUUUGCACUGCCUAAUUACAUAAUGUUAAGUGUAUAUUCAUUAGUUCUUGGACAGAAGGCAUGAUUAAAACACAGAGUAUUACCUAUCAGGAAGAAAAAUUACCAUUUAAUCUGUGACUGUAUAUUAGGGAUUGCAUACAAGAAGGUUCUCACCCACCCCCAGUAUUGCUACCUCUUUCCUAUACGCAGAAGAAAGAAUGCAUUGAUUCAUCAGGACCAACAUCACUGCAUUCUCACAUACACUGUCAGGACAUAAUGCAUUGACCUGGACCUGCAUGUCUGCCUGUCUUUCUUUGGUAUAUAAAGAAGUUUUGCAGAGAAGUGAAGUUUAACAUCAAAGAAAGGACAAGCAGCCCCAGAAAUUCUCUUUCAAUAAAAAGGGAUGUGUUUGUAAACCUAGGGGAGAAUCUUUUACAGAAGGUAAAUUAUCUUCAUAAAAAUUCAAGGUUCACUAAAUGUAGUAUCUGAAAAGAGAAUAUAAUUUGUAUCCAUGUACAUGACUUGUUAUUUAUGUUUUCCGUUAAAAUGAUGAAGAUCAUGAAACGUUCUGUACCCAAAUUUUGUGUUAUUUUUCAGAAUUUUCAGUACUA